CGCACCAGCAACUUUCGGUCCUUUUGUUAACUUGUGCGCUGCCCUGACCUUUCGAGACAAAUGACUGCCUUUUUUUAAGGGAAAUCCCCAUAAUUCGCCUUUAAACACUUCACGCACUUCUCCCAACCCACCUUAACACCCCUCCCCCCAAAAACGUAACGUACUACGCGGGCAAAACGCGCGACCUACCCUAAUCCCGAUGAUCAUUUUCAAACCAAGUUGGAUCACUCAUUCAGAUCGUGCCAAAGGCGUUAAGCCUUGCGUAUAUUCUAUUCAUGUCCAUCCUGACGGAAAACGAUUAGCUACAGGCGGAUUAGAUGCCACUGUUAAAAUAUGGAGCACGGAACCCCUUUUUGACGAAGUAGCAGAACAGAAUCCCGAUUGCCAUCAAUUGCUGUGUACCAUGCAACGACACAGUGGUGCGGUGCUUUGCGUUCGGUGGUCUAACAAUGAUGGACGCUACCUUGCGUCUAGUUCGGAUAAUGAUAACGUUAUCAUUGUAUGGGAACUCGACAGAGAUGCAAGUUCAGAAGUAGUGUUUGGCAGUGCCGCAGUAAACCACGAGCCUUGGCGACCUGUCAAAUAUCUUCGAGCACACGAAUCUGACGUUCAAGAUUUAGCGUGGUCCAAGGAUAAUCAAUACUUGGCUUCUUGUGGCGUCGAUGGUGUAGUAGUAGUAUGGAAUGGGUCGGAUUUCUCACAAGUCACAAAAAUCGAUCAGAAUGGAGGAUUUGUUAAAGGAGUAACAUGGGAUCCUGUGGGCAAAUACUUGGCAUGCCAGUCCGAUGAUAAAAUGCUGAAAAUAUGGCGCACAUCUGACUGGGGACUUGAGCAAGAGAUUAAAGCACCCUUCAUCAAUGCACCCGGCACAACACUAUUUCGACGGUUGAGUUGGUCACCGAACGGUUCGCAUAUUGUCGCAUCCAAUGCAGUGAAUGGUGUACAUUGUAUUGCCGCGGUAGUGUCUCGAGAGGAUUGGGCUACGGAUGUAUCUCUAGUUGGCCACCAGCUUCCGAUUGAAGUAGCAUGCUUCAAUCCAAAAUUGUUCUAUCUCCCUAAUGAAGAAGACGGCACCAACAGCAACGACAACAAUGAAGCAUCGAAAUCUAACUCCCGGGAAGCUCCUGCCACAGUGUGCGCGUUGGCCGGUCAAGAUCGCGGCGUAUCCAUAUGGGUGACUAAAUACUGCAGACCUAUUAUUGUAGCAACAGACAUUUUCGAUGGCAACGUAUAUGAUUUAGCUUGGUUCCCUGACGGACGCACACUAUUAGCAUGCUCUCAUGAUGGCACGGUGGCUUGUUUGCGACUGGACGAUACAUUUUCUCAAAGUGCAUCUGAUGAAGAGGUGCUAGAACAGUUAACACAGUACGGUUAUAGAGGUGCAAAUGGAACGGCUGCCAACGGCAUAUAUCCAGAAAGCGCUGAGCAACUCGCACGUGAAGAACAAAAUGCAAUUGCGUCUAAAACGAAGCGCAUAGCAGAUAUCAUGGGAUCAACAGCAGCAACUUCUACUACUACUGCUACAACAACGCAAGCGACAACAGAAGUACCAAUACCAGUCACCAAUAUCAGCACUAGCAGCGAUAUCAAUCGAACGACUGACAAUAAUGUCAUGGCCACUCCUAACAACAGUAAUAAUAAUAUUAGCAUCAAUAAUACUCAUGCAUCCGCAGCACUUCCAUCAUCAUCAGCAUCAGCAUCAACACGAAACGGCCUAGUUAUCGAUUCACAUAAAGCAAACCAACAAGCAGCCGUAGUAGCAUCAUCACAACCAACCGACGCAGAUUUCACCUCCUCUUCAGAAAAGCUAAACACCAUCACAGAGCAAACCGUAACCAUUGGCAAGGAUGGGAAACGAAGGAUAAAACCGGUGACUAUUCGAACCAAAACCUCCAUGUCCCCACGACCUAGUGGUUUACGAUCUAACUCACCGCAAACCAAGGUAAAGCACUUUUUGAAACUUUAUCCAUCUCCUAAAGCAUGUACAUAUCGGUUGUCAAUACAUAUAUAUAUGCACAAUAACUCAAGAAACACAUUACUUUCCUUUCUCAACAACCAGAUCCAGUUUCAGGAUGAAGCGAGACCAGCGGCAUUAAUCAUGACGCGCAAUGAUCCAACCACUGUAUAUGAAUUCCCUUCGGCCAAUAUACCAAGUACGACUGGCGUAAGAUCCAUUGCAACGGGUACAAAGCGACCUCCGGGAUCGGAAACGCAAAUGGACGUGGAUGAUAUUGAACGGACUCGCAAACGGCCUGUAUGGCUGGAUUCAGCAAUGUUACCACCGGCUGCUUUGAAGAGCAAAAUCCGAUUAGGCGUGCCCAAAGUCAAAUCCACAGUGAUCCGACCAUUACGGGAUGACGCGACAAAGGCCGUAGUCAUGGAGUGUGAUAAUCCAGCUAGAGCUGAAGACGAUUCCGACGGCGAAUCCGAUAAUGAACAGAAAUGCGCCCGGUUAACUGUCACUUUGAAAGGCCAGACAAUGUGGCAGGAUUAUUUACCGAGUGCUGUCAUGCUGAUGACCGGCAAUGGUCGAUUUUCAGCUGCCGCUUGUGAAGAUGCGAGCAUUCAUGUCUACUCGAGCGCGGGUCGAAGGAUACUCCCACCCAUGGUGCUUGAAAGCACGCCUGUUAUUUUACACUGCACUGAUCAAUGGCUUUUAUGUUUAACGUGUACUGGACUUUUGUAUACAUGGGAUGUCAUCAAAAUGACUAGCUGUCUAGAUGGCGUAUCUAUUGCUCCGGUACUCAACGUUGCCCGUUUACCAGAAAGCACAGAUGAUGAUGGCUCAGACGAGCGUCAAGACGCGCCUAGUAUCAAAGAUGUUCGGAUCCAAAAGAACGGCAUCCCAUUGCUUAUUACGAAUUAUCGACAAGCAUUUGCAUAUCAUUUGGGCAUGAAAGUUUGGAUGCGCAUCAGCGAUGCGUGGUACAUUAUCUCUGAGUUCUGGAACUCGGGCAUGGGUGCACCCACCGAUUAUCCCCUGGGCUGGCUCUCAACGGCCAUGUCAUUGAAUACAGGCUUGGAUCCACUCGGACCAGCCAUGUUGUCAUUGUUGGAGGGUAAAAAGGAGGCUGCAAGUGCGAUCACUCUAAGCCAUCUGGAGAUACAAAUUGCAGUAGCUGCGCUAUUGGAAUCACCUGUAGAGUAUCGAGAUUGGCUCAAACAAUAUGCAACACGAUUGUCCCGUGAAAACGCACAAGAAAAGGUCAAGGAAUUGUGUCGUUGGCUAGUUGGACCACCGUUUAUAUCCAAGGAUGAUCAACCGUGGGAGCCUUCAGUGCUGGGUUCGCUGUCAAAACAUGAACUCCUCAAAGAGAUACUCCCGCUACUAGGCUCAAACCGCCGACUUCAACGAACCGUGGAUGAGUUCAGCGCCUAUCUUCUUUAAUUUUCUGUACAUGUUUUAAAACUUUUACAUAAAAAAAAGGCCGUCUCCUUUUUCUUUGAACGGGCUAACCGAAAUACUACGUGAAGAAGCUAUACAAGGAUUUUUUUUUCUUUUGGCGUGUAUGUAUGUAUCUCUUUUGUACAAAAGUUGUCUCUCCAUACUUUUGGGAAAAAAUCUAUUAUAAAAGUCGUGUAGCAAAAAAGUU
Zychaea mexicana is the source of this 3593-nucleotide messenger RNA. Its product is annotated as WD40-repeat-containing domain protein. Gene Ontology annotation, biological process: DNA-templated transcription; regulation of DNA-templated transcription; chromatin remodeling. Bases 200 to 3388 code for a protein of 1062 amino acids. The transcript is spliced from 15 exons. The record is from RefSeq and is a predicted model, not a curated record. Gene Ontology annotation, cellular component: HIR complex; nucleus. NCBI's taxonomy places the organism in Eukaryota, Fungi, Mucoromycota, Mucoromycetes, Mucorales, Lichtheimiaceae. Gene Ontology annotation, molecular function: nucleosome binding; protein binding.